Molecule: messenger RNA, 885 nt
Organism: Daphnia magna
Lineage: Eukaryota; Metazoa; Arthropoda; Branchiopoda; Diplostraca; Daphniidae
Exons: 2
Coding region: 137-733 (198 amino acids)
Source: RefSeq, a predicted model, not a curated record
ACGUCUGAAAACGGAAAGCAGACAAGAGCACCAUAUAUAAAGCCUGUCGAUCGACCUCCUUAGCCAUUCAGUCUGGUAUCUGGCAAGCUCCCUGCUCUUACUACUCUAAAGCUCUGUUCUCCAUAUCCUAUUCGUCAUGAUUUUUACGAAGUUGGAAAGUAUCGUUUUACUGGCGGUGUUUUGUCUUCUACCAAUCAUCUAUGCGGGCCCGAUUCCUUCUUCCGCUGAAUUAAGUAGCAGCCGUUCAUCUGGACGGAAGACGCAGCAACGAUUUACACGAGACUAUCACGAUCAAGACACGACUGAUGUAGCAGAUCUUUUAGCAACUACAGUUGAACCUCAGUUGCCAACAGAUGAAGACUUGUCUCUGGUACAAGAGGAUGACAGGAACCAUCUGGUGAACCCUGUUCCUCAUGUAGCAACAGAAUCUGCAUCACCAUCAACACCUGUUGAAACUUCUUCUCCAGAAGCUGUUUUGUUUUACCCUUCCGUGCCCGUCGAUCAACCCAAAUAUCGCCCAGCUACCCACUACGCUCCUCCAGUUGAAAGUCAUCCUUCUAGAGGUGGCAAGGUAAGCACUUCCAGUCGUCCGUUUGGAUUGGGUGUACCCAAACUGAGGCAGCUUGGCUUCCCUCCCAUAUCUAACACACGAGAAAAUGUGGGUCAACAAGUCAAUUGGGAAGCUAAAAUUGGUCGUUCUCAUGGUUCAUUUCAUGAAUUUCUUUUGGCUUAAUCCGUUGGAAAAGCCAUCGAUUGUUUAGUUGUUAAACAUGGACUUGAAUCAAACAAUUAGCUGAUGACGAUUGCUGAGCUUUCGUCUUUUGUAAUCUAUACGAACAUGAUAUCCUACCAAUAUACGAAACAAUAAACCAAAGAAUAUCAAAA